This is a messenger RNA of Arabidopsis lyrata subsp. lyrata, 2793 nucleotides long. Its product is annotated as U11/U12 small nuclear ribonucleoprotein 48 kDa protein. Lineage: Eukaryota; Viridiplantae; Streptophyta; Magnoliopsida; Brassicales; Brassicaceae. The coding region runs from base 226 to 2367 and encodes 713 amino acids. The record is from RefSeq and is a predicted model, not a curated record. The transcript is spliced from 5 exons.
UGAAUAUUUGGAUUUUUGGAAUAUACUACACUACUAUUUUUUCAAGGAAAAUAAUGAAUAAGCUAGGUUUUAAUCUAUUUUAAGAAAAAAUAUAUGGGCCGAAUAAAGAGAUUGAUGGGCCUGAUUAAAUGGGCACUAUCCAGUUAAAGUACGCAAACAGAAACGUUUACUUUCGAAUCACACAACUGACAACGAUUUCGGUGAAGUUCGCCGUCGCCGGAACUCAUGGAUCGACCACCGUCGUUUCCUCACUAUCAACACCCUAAUCCGAACUUCUUCCACCACGUUCCUCCUCCAAAUCCUAAUCCUAAUAUCUUCUUCCGACCUCCUCCACCUCAUCUUCAAAAUCCUAACAAUUACUCCAUCGCUCCUCCGUCUCCGCCGCCGAUUCACGAGCUCUCCGGUACACUCACUUCUUUACAAUCCCUGUUGUCGGAAUGUCAAAGAACCUUAGAUUCUCUCUCGCAAAAUCUAGCUUUAGACCACUCUUCGCUUCUCCAGAAGGACGAAAAUGGCGGUUUCGUUCGUUGCCCUUUCGAUUCAAAUCACUUAAUGCCACCUGAAGCUCUCUUUCUUCAUUCACUUCGUUGCCCAAAUCCUCUUGACCUCACUCAUAUUCUUGGAUCCUUUAGUUGUUACCGGAACACGCUCGAGUUACCAUGUGAACUACAGUUGAAUAAUAACGGUGAUCUCUGUGUCUCUUUAGAUGACUUGGCUGAUUUUGGGAGAAAUUUCUUCUACAGAGAUUGUCCAGGAGCUGUUAACUUCUCUGAGCUCGAUGGUAAAAAGCCAACUUUAACACUUCCUAAUGUUCUAUCUGUGGAAUGCAACGAUUUUGUAGUUUCUGAUGAGAAGGAGAAAGGUAGUAUGUUGGAUAAAUGGUUAGGGAUUUUACCGUCUGAUCUCUGUGCAAUAAAGAGUGAGAUUAAUCAAUGGAGGGAUUUCCCAAGUUCGUAUUCCUAUAGUGUUCUUUCUUCGAUUGUGGGUUCAAAAGCGAUUGCAACGAGCGACUUGAGGACAUGGAUUCUGGUUAAGUCGACGAGAUAUGGUGUUAUAAUCGAUACAUUCAUGAGGGAUCAUGUAUUCUUGCUCUUUCGGUUGUGUCUCAAAUCGGCUGUGAAAGAAGCUUGUAGAUUGAUAGAGUCUGAUGCUAAUGCUGUUGGUGAGAAGCAGAUUAUGAGCUGCAAAAGUAGAACAUUUGAGUGUCCAGUCUUGAUUCAAGUGUUGUCUUGGUUAGCUUCUCAACUUGCUGUCUUGUAUGGAGAAGGAAAUGGCAAGUAUUUUGCUUUGGACAUGUUUAAACAGUGCAUAGUAGAAUCUGCCUUUCGGGUAAUGUUGUUUCAGUCAGAAGGAACAAGACCUAAAUGCUCUGGAGUUCUCGAGGAUUUGGAUGAUGCAAGCUUGAGUAAUAAGGAUGUGAAGAUGGUGAAGCCCUUUGAAAAUAGUUCAGGUGGGGAAGGUGGCAAAACUUUGGACAGUCCACAGGUGAUUUCUGUGUCUCGUGUUGCAGCAGCUGUUGCAGCUUUGUAUGAAAGAUCCUUGCUUGAAGGAAAAAUAAGGGCAGUUCGAUAUGCCCAACCACUAACGAGAUAUCAGCGGGCGGCUGAGCUUGGUGUUAUGACAGCUAAAGCUGAUGAGGAACGGAAUAGACGUUGUAGCUACCGACCUAUUAUUGAUCAUGAUGGUCUUCCGAGACAACGCUCAUCAACUCAGGAUAUGAAUAAAAUGAAGACAAGGGAAGAGCUUUUAGCAGAAGAGAGAGAUUAUAAGCGUCGGAGAAUGUCAUACCGUGGAAAGAAGGUGAAACGAACGCCUCGACAGGUGUUACAUGAUAUAAUAGAAGAAUAUACAGAAGAAAUUAAGUUAGCAGGAGGUAUUGGGUGUUUUGAGAAAGGAAUGCCAUUACAAUCCCCGUCUCCUAUAGGCAGCGAUCAGAAAGAAAGUGACUUUGGAUACAAUACUGCACCACCAACAUCAACAGACGCAUCAUCAAGCUUCUAUAAGCAAUGGAAAGGAGAGAACCGUGCAGCUAUUGAAUAUCCAAUGGAUGACAGAAACAAUUCAGAUAAAGUAAAGCGGCAUGUUGAGUAUGAUUCAGGUAGCUCGCAGAGACAACAGAGUCACAGAUCAUAUAAGCACGGUGAUCGAAGAGAUGACAAGCACAGUGAUCGUAGAGAUGACAAAUUCACAAGGAGCGAACGACAUAGCCUUGAAAGGAAAUCUUAUCAUCGAAACCACAGAUCAUCUCGUGAGAAGAGUUCUUCAGAUUGUAAGACCAAAAGGGAUGAUCCUUAUGACCGCUGCAGUCGGGAACCUAGAAAUCAAAAUUCUUUUGAAGAUAGAUACAUACCAACAGAAAGGGAGUGAACUUAAAAGAAGUAAAAGUUUACCUGGAGCAUCAGCAAUUAUGUGUGAAUCCGUAUCCUCUUUUGUAUCCUUAACCAAUUUUUUUCCUUCUUUGAUGCAUCUAAGUGUUAACCAAAUGUUGGUGAUAUUCUCAAAUUUCCAGCUAUCUCUUGCGUUUAUAGAUUCACUGUAGUUGCCAUUCCUGUCUGUCUAUAUAUUUUCAGUUUCUUUUUUCUUCUUUGGUUGUGACAGAUUGAAGUUAAUUCAAGUAUGUUCUUGCUAUGAACAAGCCAUGAGCCAUGAGAUUGCUGGGAAGAAGUGCCAAACUCCAUAAUUGUGAGAGACUGCAAUGUUUUAAGUCUACUAUUACUUGUUACUUUAGAAAACGGUUGUAGACGACAGCACACCAGUUUAAGUGAUGUAACCCGUACUGAUUUUUGCCGCAAA